AUGCUUCCCCGUGGCGAAUCUCAGCCGCCGCCGCCGGCGGAGCGUGCGGUCGACCUGCUGCGCGACCUCCCGACGCAUCUCCUCGACAGGAUCCUCGCCGGCCUGCCCGCGCGCGACGUGGUCCGCACGUCCGUGCUGUCGCGGCCAUGGCGCCGCCGCUGGGAGUCCGUCCCGGGCCUCGACAUCGAGCUCCACGACGUCGGCGACGAUACCCGCGCCUGGGACUCCGCCGCACGAUUCCUGAGGCUCUGCGCGGGCCCCCUUGGCCGCGUCGGCAUCCGCGGCGUCCCGCUGAGCGUCUUCCACCUCGCCGACCACUGGGUGCGCCUCGUGGCGGGGAAGAGCCCGCGCUCGCUGUCCCUGGCGCUCCCCCAGGCUUUCGUGCUGCGGUCCCUCUUCCGCUGCGACCCCGCCGCGCUGGCCGAGCUGGAGCUGCGCCGCUGCGCGAUCCCGCCGCCGCCGCCUGUCGCGAGCGGUGGCUUCGCGGGGUUCCAGCGUCUAACCAAGCUCGAUCUGCAGGACGUGGUUUUCACUGGUGCGCAUGCGUGGCUGCAGCUGGAGGCCAUGAUCUCGGCGGCCGCGCCGACGCUCGUGGAGCUCCGCCUGCAACGCAUCGCCUUCGCCGUCUGUCGCGACGAGCUCGUCCCAGGCGGGUGGGUCAUCCAGGCGCCCAAUCUCCGGCGGCUGGUGCUGUGCCUGAGCAUCGCUAGAGCUGGCCUCUGGGAGCUUGGGCCGCUGCCCAACCUGGAGCUGGCCAGGAUCUUCCUCAACGACUCCGCGGAGGAGAGAGACUACAUCAAGAUGUUCACAGCCAUUUCCAACGUCAGGGAGCUUCACAUCGGCAACUUUCGCAUCAACACACAGGUUCUUUUGAGAGCGGCGCAUCUCUUUUGCAUACACACAUGCUACUAA
Messenger RNA from Sorghum bicolor (sorghum), 912 nucleotides. RefSeq names its product putative F-box/FBD/LRR-repeat protein At5g44950. The record is from RefSeq and is a predicted model, not a curated record. The transcript has a single exon. The coding region runs from base 1 to 912 and encodes 303 amino acids. Gene Ontology annotation, molecular function: protein binding. NCBI's taxonomy places the organism in Eukaryota, Viridiplantae, Streptophyta, Magnoliopsida, Poales, Poaceae.